Molecule: messenger RNA, 2100 nt
Organism: Emys orbicularis (European pond turtle)
Lineage: Eukaryota; Metazoa; Chordata; Testudines; Emydidae
Gene: BEGAIN
Product: brain enriched guanylate kinase associated
Exons: 8
Coding region: 1-2100 (699 amino acids)
Cellular component (GO): synapse
Source: RefSeq, a predicted model, not a curated record
AUGUCAGCACUUCCAUUUGACAAAUGCACACCAGGCAAAUCAGACUCGGAGGGCCUACUACAAGGGGCUACCAAGCCCACAGUUAGUCCUUCAGCUGUCACAAGCCAGGGUUACAGACUUGUUGGGGCCAUCACCAGUGGAUCCCUAUUGACAACUGGGGUACGAAAUUCCUGGGUGCCAACCUGCCUAUGGCAACCUAGAAUUCUCCAGGGCAGGCUCGCAAAAUCUUCACCUACCCUCUGGGACAGUACUUUGCAAGAACAGAAGGGGGAAUUACGGAAGCGCCUAUCCUACACUACCCACAAACUGGAAAUGCUUGAAACAGAAUUUGAUUCUACUCGCCAAUAUCUUGAAAUUGAACUGAGACGUGCUCAGGAAGAACUUGAAAAAGUAACCGAAAAAUUGAGAAGGCAGGUGAUUUCUCCUCCGAAGACUUAUCAUGUGGGAAGCCCAAAAUACUUUACAAGGAUACAAAACAAUUACCUAGCCUUACAAAGAAUUAAUCAGGACUUGGAAGAUAAACUUUACAGGAUGGGUCAACAUUACGAAGAGGAAAAAAGGGCUUUAAGCCAUGAAAUAAUAGCGCUCAAUAAUCAUUUAAUAGAAGCCAAGGUGACAAUAGAUAAGUUAUCAGAAGAUAAUGAGCUCUAUAGAAAGGACUGCAAUUUAGCUGCUCAGCUGCUCCAGUGCAGCAAGAAUUACGACAGGGCACAUAAGCUUUCUGAGCUGCCAUCUGACUUUCAAGAGAGAGUCAGCCUCCAUCUGGAAAAGCAUGGAUGCAGCCUUUCUGUACCCUUGUGUCACACAUCAUUUGCCGAUAACAUACCAACUUGCGUCAUCGCUAAGGUACUGGAGAAACCAGACCCAAACAGCUUGUCUUCACAUUUGUCAAGUACAUCUGCAAGGGAUCACUCUUUUCAAGACUCCGUUGGGAAGCUUGGCCAAAAGCCCCAAUAUAAGUCUGACAUCUACUGCAGUGACACCGCCCUUUAUUGCCCUGAGGAGAGGAGGAGGGAGAGGAGACAAAGUGUUGAUAUGCAAGUGAAAGAUGUGGGGUUUUUGAGGUCCCAGAACUCUACUGACAGCACUGUAGAAGAAGAUGGCUUCCAUUCUAGCUUCUCUCAUGAAGCGUUCCCGGAAUAUGUUACCUCUUUACCAACCUCGAGCUCCUACUCCAGUUUCAGUGUUACCUCUGAGGAAAAAGAGAACGCCCAGGCCAGCACUCUGACAGCCUCCCAGCAAGCAAUCUACCUGGGCAGCAGAGAUGAAAUGUUUGAAAGAAAGUCAUGUUCUAGUUAUGAACAUCAGGGAAGUCCUAGGUUUGCCAAGUCAAAGUCCGUACAGCAAAUGGAACUUGCUGAUAACAAUGAGAACUCUCCCACUUUUACUAGGACUCUGCCACCUUAUGCUAAUGAGCCUUUUCAUUUCUCAGCCAUAACGACGCAACAGGCAUUGGCAACUCAGAAAAUGCGUAACGACUGCAUGAGCACCCAUCUUUCAGAAGAAGACUUACCCGGGAGGUGGAGGCAGCUGAGCGUAGAGGACAUUGGUGCAUAUUCUUACAGGAACGCUGGCAGACUAUCACCCUGUAGCUUUUCGGAGCAGUACUACAGCAGCCCUAUAAAAAAAGCAGAGAGCCGAACAAGCCCCAUCUAUGCUGGUUACAAAGGAGAUAGCUUCUCAGAGGGAGAAGAUAUCUGUCAAAAUAGACUUGUGGAUUCUUGCUUCCUCAGAACAGACAGUGGCCUGAACAUUGACAUCAGCACUAGCUGUAAACAGGACAAGUUGCCCUCUUACAAAACAAAAGAACCAAGAGACCAAAAAAAUGACAGGAUCACAAUGCAGUUGUGCAGUAGCAAAAAUAUCGAGAGUAGCCCAGUGUUGAAAAGAGAAUACGUUGAUGUGAGCCCAAACAGCUCAGCAGAAUCCCUCAAUCAGAGUUCAAUGGAGGCUUCAGAGAUCCAUCAGUCUUCCAUGGAGCAAGGAAGCCAUUCAGGUCUUCACAGCAAACAGCAGCAGUUUCAACGGACUGGGAGCACUGGUUUGAGUCGGAAGGACAGUCUUACAAAAGCACAAUUAUAUGGAACCCUUCUAAAUUAA